AGUGCGGGGGUGGAGGGCGGAGGAGCUGGGAAGCACGCUUGCGCGGCUGUCAUAGGGUUGCUUGGUUGGUCAGUGGGGAGUCGGCGCCUGCGUACUAAGACCCGUGUGCAGCAGCGGCGGCGGCGGUAGAGGCGGCGGCGGCGGCGGCAGCGGGCUCUGAGGCAGCGGUUGGGCUCGCGGCGAGCGGACGGAGUCGAGUCAGUGCGUUCGCGCGAGUUGGAAUCCAAGCCUCUUAAAAUGGCAGAUGAUUUGGACUUCGAGACAGGAGAUGCAGGGGCCUCAGCUACCUUCCCAAUGCAGUGCUCAGCAUUACGUAAGAAUGGCUUUGUGGUGCUCAAAGGCCGGCCAUGUAAGAUCGUCGAGAUGUCUACUUCGAAGACUGGCAAGCAUGGCCAUGCCAAGGUCCAUCUGGUUGGUAUUGACAUCUUUACUGGGAAGAAGUAUGAAGAUAUCUGCCCAUCAACUCAUAAUAUGGAUGUACCAAACAUCAAAAGGAAUGACUUCCAGCUGAUUGGCAUCCAGGAUGGGUACCUGUCACUGCUUCAGGACAGUGGGGAAGUGCGAGAGGACCUUCGUCUGCCUGAGGGAGACCUCGGCAAAGAGAUUGAGCAGAAGUAUGAUUGUGGAGAAGAGAUCCUGAUCACGGUGCUGUCUGCCAUGACAGAGGAGGCAGCUGUUGCAAUCAAGGCCAUGGCAAAAUAACUGACUCCCAGGGUGGUGGUGGCGGUGGUGGCAGCGGCGGCAGUGGCAGCAGUGAUCCUCAAGCCUGCAGAGGCCCCUCCCCCAGCCUGGCCUCACUCUAGCUGGGCCCUUGGCUGGACUACUCCCACGCAAUUUAUUUGACGUUUUAUUUUGGUUUCCCCUACCCCUUCAAUCUAUUGGGGAGCCCCUGCCCUUCACCUAGCUCCCGUGGCCAGGAGUGAGGGAGCCAUGGCCUUGGUGAACUGCCCUCCUCUUCUCCCCUCACACUACAACUCUAGUGGGGGAGAGGGGCUGGGUGAUGCUUGUGGUUUAGGUUUGUUUUUUUUUCAAAAAAAAUUUGGAAUCAGAAUACUGUGGAUUCUUGUAAAUAGUCCUUGUGCCCCUUCUCCCUACUUGUCAAUGGUCUGGUCCCAUUCCCCAUAGCUCUUUACCCCAAUACCACCCCCACAGACUGGGGACCAGUUCUCUCCCUUGCCUAUAUCUCUCCCUAAACCCCUUUAGAUGGGGAGGGAAGAGAAGAGGGGAAGGGGGAUGUGCCCUCUCCUCAGGCAUCUGGGAGGGCCUUGCCCCCAUGGGCUUCACCCUUUCCUGUGGGCUCUCUCCCCAACACAUUUGUUAAAAUCAAACCUGAAUAAAACUACAAGUUUAAUAUGAAGCCC
Molecule: messenger RNA, 1361 nt
Organism: Octodon degus (degu)
Lineage: Eukaryota; Metazoa; Chordata; Mammalia; Rodentia; Octodontidae
Gene: Eif5a
Product: eukaryotic translation initiation factor 5A
Exons: 6
Coding region: 238-702 (154 amino acids)
Biological process (GO): positive regulation of translational elongation; positive regulation of translational termination
Molecular function (GO): translation elongation factor activity; RNA binding; ribosome binding
Source: RefSeq, a predicted model, not a curated record